Strongylocentrotus purpuratus (purple sea urchin) is the source of this 2795-nucleotide messenger RNA. RefSeq names its product G protein-activated inward rectifier potassium channel 3. Gene Ontology annotation, cellular component: plasma membrane. The transcript is spliced from 2 exons. The record is from RefSeq and is a predicted model, not a curated record. The coding region runs from base 184 to 1782 and encodes 532 amino acids. Gene Ontology annotation, molecular function: inward rectifier potassium channel activity. NCBI's taxonomy places the organism in Eukaryota, Metazoa, Echinodermata, Echinoidea, Camarodonta, Strongylocentrotidae. Gene Ontology annotation, biological process: regulation of monoatomic ion transmembrane transport; potassium ion import across plasma membrane.
CAUUCACAUUCAUAUGAUGUGUAUUACGACGAGCAGCACGAAAUCCUGGCAGAGAAGUACACAUUGAUCGCCAGAAUAUCCGUUCUAUUUCUUCCAGGAUUUUGAUAUUAUAUUGGAAUUAUACACAAGACAAUUAAAGAAUAUUGUUUCUUCUGAAGUGUGAGUGUUGAGAGAGGUCUCAUCAUGUCUCGUCCCGCUGGCGAGACGGACCUUUACGAGCCGCUGGGGCUGAUGGAACCUCCAAGGAUGGAGGCGGAAAUGGACCGACGCGUCAGCAACACCAGCCUCUCUUCGGAGAGUGCCUACAGCAGCAAUGGGAACGGACCUCCCAUUCCCACGCACCACAAUCGUAAGGAUUCCGUCCGCUCGUACAAACUGCGCAGGAAACUGAAGCGCAGGAAACAGAUGCAGAGGUUGGUGGGUAAGGACGGAGUGUGCAAUGUGGUUCACACGCGAGUGGCGAGGUUACGCUUCAUUGAGGACCUGUUCACAACCUUUGUGGAUUUAAGAUGGAGAUGGAACCUGAUGGUGUUCACCUUUGCGUAUGUCGUCGGAUGGUUCUUGUUUGGACUUGUAUGGUUUGUCAUCGCCGCGGCGCAUGGUGACCUCAACGCCUCACAGCGCAACUUGACAGACUGGGAACCGUGUGUGUACAACAUGGAAACAUUCACCGGAGCGUUCCUCUUUUCAUUGGAAACCCAGACAACAAUCGGAUAUGGCUUCCGAAGUGUGACUGAAGAAUGCCCACAUGCAGUAUUACUAGUUGUUGUACAGUCCGUCAUCAGUUGCCUCAUUGAUGCCGUUUUUAUUGGUUGUAUCUUCGCUAAAAUCGCUCGUCCAAAGAAACGAGCCGCCACGCUCAAGUUCAGUCGGAAAGCCGCCAUUGCCCAAAGAGACGGUAAAUUAUGCUUCAUGUUCAGGGUCGGAGACAUUCGAAACAGCCAUCUGUUUGAGGCUCACUUGCGAGUUUACAUGAUCAAACCCAAAGUCACCAAAGAGGGGGAGAUUAUACCACUGUGUCAUCACAACAUGGACCUGGGUUAUGACACUGGGGAAGACCGUAUAUUCUUGGUCUGGCCCAUCAUAGUAUCACAUACAAUAGACGAAGACAGUCCACUCUAUGAGUACUCCUGCAACACGAUAGACACCGCUGACUUUGAGAUUGUGGUUAUCCUCGAAGGAAUCGUUGAGCAAACAGGGUUGACCACUCAGGCCCGUACCUCCUACAUGCCUGGAGAGAUACAGUGGGGCUCUCGCUUCUGCAGCUCUGUUCUGUGCCUACGCAGCGAGUUCGACAAGCAGUACGACAUUGACUACUCCAAGUUUGAGGAAACAUACACUGUGCCAGGCCACCCAAGGAAGAGUGCCAAAGAGCUGGACGAAAUUGAGCAAAAGGAAGAGGAAACGACGGAGAGCCAGUUGGCUCAGCUGAAAGACCUCAUCACCAAUGUUAUCGACGAGCAGAAGCUGCAGAGAUGGAAUCCUAGGAUGACGGAAGAAGUCUUCGCCCGUCGCUUCAAGCAGUUCGCACGGGGGGACUGCAAUGGCCGAAGCAGGAGCACUGAACAUCUUACUCUGAAAUGGAAACCUCCAGAUGUUGGAAGACUUGUUUCUAUCGAGUCUCAGGGUUCCCACGAGGGUUCACAGGAGAUGCAUCCUCUGCGGUCUUGUGAUUCCCAGACCACGGAGGAACUGUCGAUGACCAGUCAUCCAAGCCCGCUACCAGAAGAAGCCCUCAAAGAGAUGCCAGAUGAAAUCAAGAGGAAAGAGUCAAAUGUAUAGCAGUACUACUCACAAAAUGGUAAGAUCCCUGUACAAUAUUGCAGUGCAGAAUAUGUGUGUUCAUAGAGAUAUAUUUGUAUAUAUAAACAAGUGUCAAUAAACAUUGUACAAGUUGCUUUCAUGAUGAGUAUGAGGUAAUUUUUGACUGUGCAAGAAAAAGGUAUUCAAUCAAUGUAUUAAAGAGAGCAAUGAAGUGACUUCUGGUGUAUUUGGGCUACCGUCAAGUCUAUCGAUCACAAAGCUUAGAACAGUUAACAAAUAAUCUAGCUUCUGUUGAAAGAUUUAUGCAAGUGCAAAGUUUUAAACCUAGUUUUCUAGUCCUAAAUGUGUAAUACAUUUUGGAAAAAAUGCUGUGUGAUGUUGUAUCUUCAGUUUGCUUAAACUGUCUUCCAUGGGGAAAGAGACUUUUACCCAAGUUACCCGAUGUUCAAAUAGCUUGUUUUGAGGCAGCCAUUUAAGAAUCACACCAGACCGAUAAGAAGGGAUAAUAUCUCAUUCUCGUAAACCUGUCUCACAUUUCCAUAAGAUUUGUGUCCGCCAUCCGAAAAUACUCUUCAUAUCUGUGUCAUGUGAUCAUGCCGUAAAAGUGAGCAUAAACUAGAGGCAGUCUCGUUUACGGGACGCUAUUUAUGUCGUAAUGAGGCUGCAUGGCGAGCAAGCCAUAUCAAGAGAGAUAGUUGCGGUAAUUAGGAGUGACAGCUUUGGAUCGCGAUAGGGUGCUGGGAGGCUUAGGGCAAGGUGUGGACCAAUGGCCAUUGCCAAUUUAAGGUUGAGGGAUGACUUUCGAGUUGUAUUCUGCUUCCAGGUUUAUGAAGCUGUUCUCAUUCUAAACACCAUUCCAUCAUUUAAAGUGAUUGGCUUGUCCCAGUUAGUCUGGUUUAUUGUAUUUGGUGUACAGCCAUGUAUAUGUAGGAAUAGGAUUGACCCAGAUAAGCAGAUAGUAUAGUCUAGUUCUGCUGACUCAUACUUUUUCGCCCCCUUCCCCCUCCCCUUCUCCUUCCCCCUCCCCCUUC